AUGGCCCAAGUGACAACAAUGGGGGAUGCGAUGAGGAGUCACCAGGACUGCGCUGAUGUGUACUCUAACGUGGCCACUGUCAGCUCCACUGCAGAUAUUGGAGAUUCGGUGAGCAAGGUGUCAUUGUGUGAGACUUCCGUGGCUGUGGGUGUUAGUCGGCGGAGCCGAGCCUUUCAGUCUCCGGUGAGAAGACGCCUCCGCACAACGUUCAGCCGUAAGCAGCUGGAGCAGCUGGAGAUGGCCUUUGGACAGAACCAGUAUCCUGACAUCUACUACAGAGAGGAGCUGGCCCGAAUCACUAAGCUCAAUGAGGCUCGCAUACAGGUGUGGUUCCAGAACAGACGGGCCAAACAGCGCAAGCACGAGCGGGUCUCCCAAAAAGUGCACCCGCUGGGUGUGAUGUCAGGCCACAGGGCACUACUGGGCAGCAUGCACGUCGCACCGCCCAUGGCCCGGCAGUACUACGCCCAACCCCUGGCCCACAUUCCCCACGUCGCUACAGUGCUGCCUGCCAGAGUGUACCCCCAUCAUCCCCAAGGUCCGGUCAGCCAGUGCCCGUUUCCCUCUGUGCCAUCGCAGGCGGCCUCUCAGCACCAGCAUGAAGAAUGGUACAGCCACGUGAGGAGCAACCUGACCUCAACGAUGUUCUCUCUGACCUCUGUGCAGCCCCUGGACCCCUCCUCUCACUGGAGCUAA
This is a messenger RNA of Phycodurus eques (leafy seadragon), 696 nucleotides long. RefSeq names its product PROP paired-like homeobox 1 (gene prop1). Lineage: Eukaryota; Metazoa; Chordata; Actinopteri; Syngnathiformes; Syngnathidae. The transcript is spliced from 3 exons. Gene Ontology annotation, biological process: regulation of transcription by RNA polymerase II. Gene Ontology annotation, molecular function: RNA polymerase II transcription regulatory region sequence-specific DNA binding; oxidoreductase activity; DNA-binding transcription factor activity, RNA polymerase II-specific. The coding region runs from base 1 to 696 and encodes 231 amino acids. The record is from RefSeq and is a predicted model, not a curated record.